This is a messenger RNA of Funneliformis geosporum, 2193 nucleotides long. The record is from the annotation of a GenBank genome assembly. NCBI's taxonomy places the organism in Eukaryota, Fungi, Glomeromycota, Glomeromycetes, Glomerales, Glomeraceae.
AUGAUUGUUUUUACUGUAAUAUCGGGUGCGAAAAACGAAGAUCCUUUAUGUUAUCUUGUGGAGAUAGACGACGAAGUACGAAUAAUGCUAGAUUGUGGUUGGAACGAUGAAUUUAAUGUCGAAGACUUGAAAAAUCUGAGAAGAGUCGCGAAACAAGUGGACGUACUUCUACUUUCACAUCCUGAUUUACAGCAUUUAGGAGCAUAUCCAUAUGCUUACGGACAUUUUGGUCUUGCAUGUCCCGUGUAUGCCACAUUACCUGUUUUAAAUAUGGGGAAAAUGUGUUUGUAUGAUGUUUUUCAAUCAAAAAUAAAUGAAUCAGAAUUUGAUACCUUUGAUUUAAAUACUGUUGAUACUGCAUUUGACCAAAUUCAUACGUUGAAAUAUUCACAGCCCAUUUCAUUAGGAGUCAAAUUCAAGGGUAUUACGAUUACAGCAUAUGCAGCAGGGCACGCAAUAGGUGGCACAAUAUGGAAGAUAAAAAAGGAUGCAGAAGAGAUUGUGUACGCUGUUGAUUAUAAUCACAAGAAGGAAAGGCAUCUUGAUGGUACUGUCUUACAUAAAGAUGGUGUAGUUCUUGAUGCUUUGAGUCGACCUACUUUAAUGAUAACAGACGCGUACAAUUCUCUUAUAGUUCAUCCUGCAAGGAAACUUCGUGAUACUGCUUUAUUUGAAACAAUCAUGACAACGUUACAAGAUAGUGGAUCAGUGUUAUUACCAACGGAUUCAUCUGCAAGAGUUUUAGAAUUGGCAUAUUUGUUAGAUCAACAUUGGGCAUUUCAUCAAGUUUCAUAUCCUUUGAUAUUCUUAAGUCAUCAAAGUUAUAAUACAAUAAAGUAUGCAAAAAGUAUGUUGGAAUGGAUGAGUGAUGCUAUCAAUAGACAAUUUGAUAACAAAAGAGAAAAUCCUUUUGAAUUUAGGUACCUUCGAUUAUGCACGCGUUACAAAGAAUUAUCAAAAUAUCCAGGACCUAAAGUUGUUAUAGCAAGUAAUGUUAGCUUAGAAACAGGAUAUGCUAGAGAUCUAUUUUUAGAAUGGGGAACAUCACCCGAUAAUGCUGUUAUAUUAACUGAUCGAGGCCCACCAUAUUCUUUGGCAAGAAAAUUAUAUUACGAAUGGGAGAAACGAAGUGAUGAGGACACUAACAAUUCAGGACCCAUAAGGAAAAAGGUUCCAUUAGAAGGUCAAGAGCUUAUAGAUUAUAUAAGCGAACAACGUAAAAAGCAAGAGCGUGAAGCAGCACAAGCGGCUCUUAUUGCUAAAUCACGUUCCAUAAUUGAGGAAGAUGAAACUGAUGGAUCAGAAAGUGAACUUGGUGAUAAUGAUAUAGAAGAAUUACUUUCCACACAAUUUGAUCUUUAUGUUAGAGAUGCAACUAAGCUUGGAGGUUUUUUUAAACAAACCCAAAGCUAUUUAAUGUUUCCAUAUAUCGAAAAGAGGAAAAGAUAUGAUGAGUACGGUGAACUCAUCCAAGCAGAUCAAUUUAAAAACAAAGGAAUUGAAGGAUUAGGACUCAUGAUUGAUGGUGAGAAUGGUGAUAGAAUGGAAGGUGAUAGCGAUGAUGAUUCUGAUAAAGCAGAUCAAUCGAAUGUUGAUGUACCGACAAAAUAUGUAUAUUAUGAUGAAGAAAUACACUUUCAGUGUCAAUUAAGAUUUAUUGAUUUAGAAGGUACAAAUGAUGGCCGAUCGUUGAAAACAAUUGUGCCUCAAGUUCAACCGAGAAAAUUGAUAGUUGUCCACGCUUCAUCUGAAGCAACUCAUGAUUUUACUUCGAAUUGUUUGGCUCUCCAUUCCAUGACACGUGACAUAUAUACGCCCGACGUUGGUGAAUUAUUGAAUGUUUCUGAGGCCAUAAAUUUCUAUCAAGUUAAAUUAACUGAUUCAUUGGUUAGCUCAUUAAGGCUUUCAAAGUUGGAAGAUUACGAUAUUUCAUUUAUAUCUGGAAAAAUACAUCUUCCCCCGGACUCGUCAUUUCCCAUACUUGAUGUAAUGCCAAUUGAAGAGUAUGCAGCCAGUGAUAAUCCCGUAUUCGUAGGUGAAAUUAAACUUACAGAAUUGAAACGGGUAAUUCAAUCGGAAGGAAUUACUGCGGAAUUUAAAGGUGAAGGUGUUUUGGUUUGUAAUGAAAAAGUAGCCAUUAGGAAAGUGAGUAGUAAUAACUUAAUUUUUAUCGACGUGUACAUCUUCAAUUGA